AUGGGAACAUCAGAUUCUGAAAUAAUAUCUCAACCAGAAAUGGAUCAGCCUAGAGAUGAGACGAGCCUUCAGUCGUUGGGGCUUCAAUCAUCGAUCUACUUUCUCACACUCGAUGAGUUCCAACACACUCUUUCUGAGAAUGGUACUAAGAACUUUGGAUCCAUGAACAUGGAUGAGUUCCUCAACAGCAUCUGGACCGCCGAGGAACAUCAAAAUCAAGCUCACGCGCACGGCCAAGCCCACCCGACUGCCACCGUCCCCUCUACCAACAGUAUCCUGCAUUUUCCACUGCAUGAAGCUAAUGGUACUUGUGUUGGGAAUGGAAUAGCCAAGCAGUUGAGCUUGUCUAGACAGGGCUCACUCAGCAUCCCGGAGCCUCUCUGUAGGAAGACCGUGGACGAGGUGUGGUCUGAGAUUCACCUCAGUCGCCACCAUGGCAACAGCAAUAUUCCCAAUCCCAACACUGCUCAUAAACAGCCUACUUUUGGAGAGAUGACGCUCGAAGAUUUCUUGAUACGGGCCGGGGUUGUCAGAGAACAGAAUCUGGCAGCUGCUGCGGCAGUGCCUCCUCCUCCUCAUCCUCAGCAGCCGGCCUUCGGAAUAUACCAGAACAACAACAGCCAUCCUGCAAUGGGGCCAAGCUUCGUUGCAAGACCGGUGAUUGGUGUUGCAGGUUAUCAGCCACUGCAGACGGGUGUGGGGGACGAAGCAGGUUACGGAGGAGGGGUGAAAAGCUACUCACAAGGCCCUCCUCCAGCAGUCGGCUACGGAGGGAGAUUGGGAAUGGGGUCGCCAGUGAGCCCAUUGUCGGAUGGAAUGGGGGCGGGGCAAGUUGAGGGUGGAGUGGAUGGGAUGAGUGGAGAACGGAGGCGGGGCUUAGAUAGGCCGGUGGAGAAGGUGGUGGAGAGGCGCCAACGAAGAAUGAUCAAGAAUAGGGAGUCUGCUGUCAGAUCUAGGGCCAGGAAGCAGGCGUACACGGUCGAGCUCGAAGCAGAGCUGAACCAACUCAAAGAAGAGAAUUUAUAUCUGAAGCAGGCUCUGGAGGAGUUGGAGAGGAAAAGAAAAGUAGAACAGUACUACGAGGAACAGGAGGUGCAAAAAUCAUUCAAAGUUAGUGAGAAACUAAGAGCAAUGAGAAGGAGUUUGAGUUGUCAUCAAGCGAGGUGGGGUUUGAUAUUUACAUCAAUGGCUACAUACACUUCCCCUUAUUUUACACCUCCGGAUGCUGGGAGACGGGCUGGGGUAUUGACUGUUCUUGGAGGGAGAAUUUCCCCAUUGAAAAUUGUUGAAGAAAUGAAUGGGUUUUCUGGUGUAACUCAAAAAUGUAGUUCAGGUCUCCCACAGUUGAAAUGUUCGGCCAAUUCCCAUAGUGUGAAUCAGUUUCAUAGCAAGGACUCGUUUCUGAACCUACACCCUGAGAUCUCGAUGCUUAGAGGUGAGACGAGCACUACCAUGAUCAACCCAAGACAGGAUUCGUCAAGUGGAAAUGUUACUGAGAGUGUUAGAGACUUAUCUACUUUAAACAAUUAUAGUGAAGCCAAGAUCAAGGUUAUUGGCGUUGGAGGUGGUGGAUCCAAUGCUGUUAACCAUAUGAUAGAGAGUGAAAUGAAGGGGGUUGAGUUCUGGAUAGUUAACACUGACAUCCAAGCCAUGAGGAUGUCACCCAUCUUUCCUGAGCAUCGCUUGCAGAUUGGUGGAGAGCUUACUCGAGGACUCGGUGCUGGUGGGAACCCAGAAGUUGGUAUGAGUGCUGCUAAUGAAAGCAACGCAGCAAUAGAGGAGGCAGUUGAUGGAGCAGACAUGGUCUUUGUCACUGCUGGAAUGGGUGGGGGAACAGGCACUGGGGGAGCCCCUGUAAUUGCUGGAAUCGCAAAAUCCAUGGGCAUUUUGACUGUUGGUAUAGUCACCACUCCAUUCUCAUUUGAAGGACGAAGAAGAGCUGUUCAAGCUCAGGAAGGAAUCGCAGCUUUAAGAGAAAACGUUGAUACCCUCAUUGUCAUUCCAAAUGAUAAAUUGCUCACUGCAGUUUCUCCAUCCACACCAGUAACAGAUGCAUUCAAUCUUGCUGAUGAUAUUCUUCAACAAGGAGUUCGGGGUAUCUCCGAUAUUAUCACGUGUUGCAACUCUAAUAAGAUAAAGUUGAGUGCAGCUUUAGCAGCAGCAGGAUUAAUUGCUUGCCAUGCCUCAAAAAGGUUCCCUGAUGAACAGUGGGAGAAGUAUGCAGUUGUAACUCUCAUGGAUUGUCGACCUGCUCUUGAUCCCGUGCUUAGCAGCCAACAUAUUGGUUUUUAUCACAUUGCCAUUAUGCACACUUAUGAUAUUCAUGGAGGAGAAAAAUUGUGGGAGCUGGCAAAGCGAGUCCAUUCUUCAUUUAUGGACUCGAAGAGCAAGAAUAAGCAUUUCACUUACAUGGCCGAUCUCAACUUCUUAAUGUGCAAGGCAAUAGAGAACCCCAGUUUGACCCCAUCAUCGUCUCUCAGAACUUCACUAAUAUCUGUCUUCGAGGACCCUAUUUUCGAUCCUCCAAACAAACUGAAGGAGACCAUGGGGUUCGAAGACUUCAUUGGAUGUGCCUCAGUUGACGGAGUAGGCCCAUCAAUUGCAGUAUUCGACACAAUAAGACGCGGGGCAUUAGAUUGUGCCUUAGUAUAUCCAUUCCCAUUGUUUUCAAGGGAGCAGAUGAAUGACUUUAUAGAUAGAAUUAAUAGGAUUCUUUUGAAAGGAAUAUAGCUUAAUCGGUCGAUACCACCGUGUACUCAAUAUAUGUUGUGUCUUGAAAAUAGUUGUAUACUUUGACGAAUUAUAUUUUCAUCCCAACUUUUGUUGGGCAAUGAAUACAGUUAAUCGCUCUUUCUCCUUCA
Salvia splendens (bonfire salvia) is the source of this 2861-nucleotide messenger RNA. RefSeq lists its product as uncharacterized. Gene Ontology annotation, cellular component: chloroplast; cytoplasm. Gene Ontology annotation, molecular function: GTP binding; DNA-binding transcription factor activity; GTPase activity. Gene Ontology annotation, biological process: regulation of DNA-templated transcription; chloroplast fission. The transcript is spliced from 8 exons. Bases 1 to 2730 code for a protein of 909 amino acids. The record is from RefSeq and is a predicted model, not a curated record. NCBI's taxonomy places the organism in Eukaryota, Viridiplantae, Streptophyta, Magnoliopsida, Lamiales, Lamiaceae.